CUGGGCGGGGCGGGGGGGGUGGCGCCCGGAGGGGGCGUGGCCUAUUGGGCCCUCCACUGCUCCGGGGACCGGCUGGAGUUCUGGCACGCCGGCGUGCAGACGGCUUUGUGGGCGGAGCCCUGCCGGCGGGUCGGCGUGUUCCUGGACCGGCCCACGGGCGCCCUGUGCUUCCACCGGGCCACCGGCGCCAUGGAGACGCUGCACCGCGUCCGGGCGGACUUCCACCGCCCGCUGCACGCCGCCCUCAUCUUCGAACACGCCGCCGGGGACGCCGCCGAGUUCGUCCCCGCGGACGGGGCCCAAACCUCACUGACCCGGAUCCCCCCCGACUCACCGGAGCAGGAAGGGGCCUAA
Molecule: messenger RNA, 354 nt
Organism: Menidia menidia (Atlantic silverside)
Lineage: Eukaryota; Metazoa; Chordata; Actinopteri; Atheriniformes; Atherinopsidae
Source: the annotation of a GenBank genome assembly